AUGUCUUUGAUAUAUUCAAAAUUUGACUUUGUGAAUAAACCUUGGUGGAGAUCAGAUUAUGAUGACCGCGCUCCUCAGUAUUUCAUCUCAAGUAUCAAACGUCUUCAACAAGCCAUAUUAUUAUCCAUUGAAAAUGAGAAUGAACUCUUUUGGAAGGGCUUUAUGGACCUUCAUCGUGAACAUUAUCUAAUGGAAUGCAUUUCAGUGGAAGGCGAUGUAGACCUUAAUAUUAUACAACAGCUGUUAAAGAAAUCACACUUUAAAGAUUUUCUGACUUACGUUUGCGAAAUAGUUUUUUCAAGAACAAUUUUUAGACCUAUUUUACACUUGGCUAGUUAUAUUUGCAGAAUAACAUUUGGUGACAGCAAUAUCCAUAGAAUAAUGUUUGGCCCUUCUCGUUCUUUGCACCUAGCUAAAAAAAUCCAAAAUCUUCACGAUACCAUUAAUGGCAUUUUCCCAUCCAUUUUCUUUUUUAAUCUUCCAAUAGAUCAUUUUACGCCUUUGCUUGCACAGCAAUUGCAUCAACAGAUUGGUAAUGGGUUAAUUGAGAAUGCGGGUCUGUACAGAACGCAAUACGUUAUGGCAGCACAGGAAAAUUACGUUUAUUUGGCACCAAAUUUGAUAGAGGACAGAAUGGAAGAGCUAUUCCGUCAAUGUCAAGAAAAAUUUGGGAAAGAGGAAUUGGAUUUAGACGAAGCUAUCAAAUUUGGGGCAUGUUUUCUCACACAUUUCUUGUACAUCCAUCCCUUUAUGAAUGGAAAUGGAAGGGUGGCUAGGUUACUAUUGAGUUAUUUACUAUCAAAAUUCACUGUAGUGCCACUUUCAUUGUAUAUGGGAAUGAAAACACGGGAUUUAUACUUACAGUGUUUGCGUGAAUCGAGAUAUCAUGAACCAUUCUUGCCCAAUGCACUCGCUACCUUUAUACUUGAAAACGUAUACAAUACAUCUUAUAACAUAUGUACAGUGAUGGACAUAAACAUUCAGAAUAUUAAUUAA
Rhizophagus irregularis DAOM 181602=DAOM 197198 is the source of this 996-nucleotide messenger RNA. RefSeq lists its product as uncharacterized. The record is from RefSeq and is a predicted model, not a curated record. Lineage: Eukaryota; Fungi; Glomeromycota; Glomeromycetes; Glomerales; Glomeraceae.